Molecule: messenger RNA, 686 nt
Organism: Drosophila eugracilis
Lineage: Eukaryota; Metazoa; Arthropoda; Insecta; Diptera; Drosophilidae
Product: lipopolysaccharide-induced tumor necrosis factor-alpha factor homolog
Exons: 3
Coding region: 89-460 (123 amino acids)
Molecular function (GO): zinc ion binding
Source: RefSeq, a predicted model, not a curated record
GUGUAUAGAGCUCACAUCAGUCGCUAGCCUGAAUUCGAACGCGUAGCACCUCGGUCGGGAAAGAAAAAAGAAAAAAUAAAAGGAAAACAUGGAGAAGAAUUUUUCCUACGACUAUCAGCAGCCUCAGGGCCCUGCUGCUCCGCCCAGCUAUGACAACACUCAGCAGGUCUAUCCCAACAUUAACCAGCCACAGCCGAUUAUGACACAACCUCAGAUUAUGCAAGCACCUCCUAAUGUAUUGGGUGGGGUUCCAUCCAUGGCCACCUGUCCGAGCUGCGGAGUCCGUAGGCAAACGAAAGUCGAAUUCGAGCCCAGUACCAAGACCCAUUUGCUGGCUCUUCUAAUCUGUAUGCUUGGGGGCAUUUGCUGCUGCUGCAUUCCAUAUUGCACCGACUCCUGCCAGUCGGCCAAACACACCUGCAGUAGCUGUGGCGCCUAUGUGGGCACAUACAAGAACUAGGAAUGUUAGAACCCGAAACCAAAUAUAAAUUCAAAGAAACUUUAAAUUUCCCAAAAUAUAUACAACUAUGAUGUCAUUCAAAUAUGCUCGGACGAGGUCAUGCAUUCCUAAUAGAUUUUCACCACCUCUUUAUCGAUGUUUGGAUACAGAUUUUGCGCACCGACAUAGCAUUUGUAAAGCAUAAUUUUAAAUUCGAAUUGAAAUAAAUAAACAAACUCAAAAACAA